CCUACGCUGCGCGCGCGGCGGCCCCGGUGGCGGCGCCGUCCCUGCGGCUCCUCCCGCCGCGGCGCGGCCCCCCGCAGCCCCGGGCUCGGGCGGCCGCCGCGGGCAGCUAGGCCCCCGGGGGCAGCGGCGGCGGGACCAUGGCCCGGAGACCCGGGGCGCCGGCUGCUUACGGCGACGAGUUCUCCUUCGUCAGCCCGCUGGUGAAAUACCUACUCUUCUUCUUCAACAUGCUGUUUUGGGUGAUUUCCAUGGUGAUGGUGGCUGUGGGCGUCUACGCUCGGCUGAUGAAGCACGCAGAAGCAGCCUUGGCCUGCCUGGCAGUGGACCCCGCCAUCCUGCUCAUCGUGGUGGGCGUGCUCAUGUUCCUGCUCACCUUCUGCGGCUGCAUCGGAUCCCUCCGAGAGAACAUCUGCCUCCUGCAGACAUUCUCCCUCUGCCUCACCAUCGUGUUCCUGCUACAGCUGGCGGCCGGGGUCCUGGGCUUCGUCUUCUCGGACAAGGCACGAGGCAAAGUGAGUGAGAUCAUCAAUAACGCCAUCGUGCAUUACCGAGAUGACCUGGACCUGCAGAACCUCAUUGAUUUCGGCCAGAAGAAGUUCAGCUGCUGUGGAGGGAUUUCCUACAGGGACUGGUCCCAGAACAUGUACUUCAACUGUUCAGAAGAUAACCCCAGCCGUGAGCGCUGCUCUGUGCCUUAUUCCUGUUGCUUGCCUACCCCUAACCAGGCAGUGAUCAACACCAUGUGCGGCCAAGGUAUGCAGGCCCUUGACUACUUGGAAGCUAGCAAGGUCAUCUACACCAAUGGCUGCAUUGACAAACUGGUCAACUGGAUCCACAGCAACCUCUUCUUACUUGGUGGUGUGGCCCUGGGCCUGGCCAUCCCCCAGCUGGUGGGAAUCCUGCUGUCCCAGAUCCUCAUCAAUCAGAUCAAAGACCAGAUCAAGCUCCAGCUCUACAACCAGCAGCACCGGGCUGACCCGUGGUACUGAGAAGCCGAGGCGUCUCACCCACCCUCUCACCCACAGAGGAGGAUCCGGCUCUGGGCUCUCGGCACCUGUGGAGACGGGGUUCCGGCCGCGCAGAGACAGUGCCGUGGGAAGAAGCAAACUCCAGACGGGUGGGCAGAAGGCAGGGUGCGCAGGUGGCUGGCUCCGGUGUGUGGGGAGGACGGCCCUCGUCACCCCGUCCGAGCCCCCUGCAUUGUUAAGAGUUCUUUUAUAUUGUUUGCAGUUGGGUCUGUGUUUUGUUUCGUGUUGAGUUGGGUUCUGGGCAGCGCUGUUUGGGAAACAGCAGGUGCGGGCUCCUGGAAAUACUCAGCUGUUGCUUUUUUUGUCAAGGCCCCGGCAACCAACAACCCCUGGGCUUGACCGGCGUGCUCGAGGAUGCCGCCUGUUGCCAGCCAGCCCUGCCUGAAGCUGGGUGGGCACAGAGGCAGCUGGAGGGGUGGGGGGGGGAGGCUGCACGCUGGGGGCGGUGAGUGCCCCGGGUGGGGGAGGAAGGGGGAGAGCUGCUUACUAAAGGUCUGCUCUGCCAUCCCCCAGGUAGUGAGCCUGCAGCUACAUCCUGCUGCUCCUUCAUUGCCAUGGAAACAUGGCAGCCAAAUUCGUCCCCCCCCCCUUUUGAAAAACACUCAGAACCAUGGUCUCUCUAUGCCACUGCCAGCAGAGGUGGGACUGAGCCAUACUGCCCUUGAAUUCCUUCCCUGUCUGGCCCUCCCUCUCCAGCAAGUGGGCUUUCCUGAGCCGUGGCUGCCAGCUAGUACUUACCAGCCUCCACCUCCACCUCAGCCCCGACCCCCCCUCCCGACACCCCCCUCCGGUACCCGCCCCAGUAUUUCUAGAGAAUUGGAAGCAGGGAUCUGGCUGGAGCUGGAAGGCAUGCCUCCUACGCAGGUGGUCCAGGCUCAUUCCCCCCGAAACAAGGUCCCCUGAGCAUCCCAGGAAGGACCAGGGAGCUAUGAGUCAGGAGUAAGCUCCUAAGCACCUCACCAGGUGUGGCGGCCCCCGCGCCCCUCCCCCGCAAAAAAAAAAAAAGAUAUUUUUUAAAAAGCAGGGAUUUUUCUUGGGACUGGGGGGAGCCAGAAAUGGCAAUAAAAGUUUGUUGACCUGG
Molecule: messenger RNA, 2109 nt
Organism: Sorex araneus (European shrew)
Lineage: Eukaryota; Metazoa; Chordata; Mammalia; Eulipotyphla; Soricidae
Gene: TSPAN33
Product: tetraspanin 33
Exons: 8
Coding region: 138-989 (283 amino acids)
Cellular component (GO): membrane
Source: RefSeq, a predicted model, not a curated record